Molecule: messenger RNA, 1986 nt
Organism: Lactuca sativa (garden lettuce)
Lineage: Eukaryota; Viridiplantae; Streptophyta; Magnoliopsida; Asterales; Asteraceae
Product: receptor-like protein EIX2
Molecular function (GO): protein binding
Source: RefSeq, a predicted model, not a curated record
AUGGGGAAUCCGAGAGGUUUGGGGCUCCAUCUCGUUUUCGUAUGUGGUUUUCUGUUUGCAGGAGCCACAUAUACUUGCUUGGGUGAUGGAAAUACCAGUCUCACUGUUUGCUCUGAGAAAGAGAGACUCGCUCUUCUCAAGUUCAAAGACAGUGUUGAAGAUCGUUCUAGAAUGUUGUCAUCAUGGAUUGGUAAUGACUGUUGCCUGUGGGAAGGAAUCCACUGUGACACUGUCACUGGAGAUGUGGAAAGCCUUCAUCUCAUGGGAAAUGAUGAAGGCUACUUAGUUGGUUAUGAGAUGAUGUCUUCUUUGGCAGAGUUGAGACAUCUGAAAUCCUUGGAUUUGAGUGGGAAUGAUUUUCAAGGAAGCCGCAUCCCAAAGUUCAUUGGGUCCUUGAAACAGCUGACCCACCUUAAUCUUUCUCAAGCUGGUUUUCAAGGUAUUAUUCCUCCUCACAUUGGAAACCUUUCUAAUCUAAAGGUUCUUGAUCUCCAUUCAGACAGUUAUGAGCCGAUGGUAGACGACAUGACAUGGAUUUCUGGCCUUUUGUCACUUGAGCAUCUUGACUUGAGUCUGGUAUAUCUUGGCGAAGCACAAAAUAGGGACAUGCUGUUUUACAUGAUUCCUUCCUUAAAAGUGUUAAAUUUGUGGGGAUGUAGACUUUUCGAUGUUGAUCUUGGUCCUUUUCUUAAUUUGAGUAGAAUACUUCCCAACAUCAAACACCUGGAUCUUGGCUUCAAUUCUUUCAACGGGCCACUCCCUGGAUUUCUUCAAAACAUGUCAUCAACCUUAACAUUCCUGGAUCUUUCUAACUUUAAUCUUAGUCGGACAUGGAACUUUGCUAACUUGCUAAGCAAGAUUCCUUCUUUAUUAGAGUUGCAUUUGUCAUCUUGUGGGCUUGAUAAAACGCAUUUAUCUUCCCCUCGUUAUAAUUUCAGCACACUUUCUAACAUCCGACAUCUGGUUCUCAGCCAAAAUUCGAUAGAAGGCCCAUUUCCAUCUGUUUUCACAAAUAUGAGUUCCCUAAGAGUCCUUGUCCUCUCAGGAAACAUGUUGAAUUCAUCAGUUCCUAUUAUACCUAACCUUAUAGAUCUUGAUCUUUCCUUUAACCAGUUAACCGGUCCCAUUCCUGCAUACCUUGGAAAUCUCUCCAAACUUGACCUUUCUUCCAAUCAAUUGAAUGGUUCAAUUCCAGAAUCCAUUGGAAAUCUAGCAACUUUAACAUAUUUGGAUCUAAGUUCCAAUUGGUUAACUGGUCCCAUCCCAACAUCUCUAGGAAGACAUAUAUCUUUACAAUUCAUUGGCAUGUCUUCAAAUUUGUUAAAUGGGACUAUUCCAAUUUCAAUUGGGCAACUUGCCAAACUUCAAUAUCUUGAUUUCUCUAACAACUCUUUAGAAGGAGUAGUUUCUGAAGCCCAUUUUGCCAACCUUUCAAUAUUGAACUACUUGGAUACUUCUUCUAACACCAAGUUGAGAUACAAUAUUUCCCGUGACUGGAUACCUCCAUUCCAAUUGGUAUCUCUUCUACUUCGUUCUUGCAAUAUCACAAAUAGAUUUCCGCAUUGGCUUCGAAAUCAGAGGAACCUUCAUGUGUUGGAUUUGUCUAAUACUACAAUUUCAGGACAUCUGCCAACAUGGUUGCGGAAGAUGCCCAUCAUUGGUUACUUAGAUCUCUCCCACAACAAACUCAACGGACCUUUGAUAAACCUUCCUAAUGGAGAAACUUAUGGUCGGAACUAUAAAUUUCCGAUAUUAUUUCUGGAAAAUAACUUUUUCAACGAGUCAAUUCCAAGGUCAUUGUGCAGAAGGACGGAUCUCGAGUAUCUCGAUCUUUCCAGAAAUAGGUUAAUCGGUCAGGUUCCCAAGUGUCUUGAGAAUCUGCAACAUUUGCGUACCAUGAUACUUAGCUCAAAUCAGCUGUCAGGUGUAAUUCCAAGUUUUAUGGCUCCUAAUUCUUUAGAGCGGUUAAAACUGAAUGAUAACUAA